AUCCCCAUGGUCUCAAGCCGGCUACGGCCGCCAUUGCUGCCCUGACGCGCGACCUCCGCAGCUUUGAAUCCUCAUCCGUGGUCCCUGAAGGGCUCGGACAGCACGUUACAUCGUCCAAGCAAGAACAGAUUACAUGGUACAAGUAUAUGUCAGAGGCAUAUAGGACUACGGCACCCUCACCAAGAACAGCUGCAGAGGCUGCCCAGCUAGUUGCAACAGCUCUAAACUGGAUCCCAAGAGUUGAUUUGGAGGGUAUUUUUGAGUUCUACAACUUCCCGACCUCAUCACUCCCUGCAGCAUCCUCAAACCACCUCUUGACAUCACUACCAGCGGGCGUACAGUUUGUGCUGAACACUUUGCCGGUUAAUGUGAACUGCAUUGGAGAUGGUGAUGGCUUUACUGCUUAUAUUGCCAUAAGGGAUGAUCCCAGGGAGUUGGCGAAUGUGCCGCAAGAAGUGUAUGAGAUGUUGACUGCAAGGACUAAAGCACGUAUCCGUAGGGAUUACUGGAGUGCUGAUACCCUUCGAAGUACACUCGAAAAAUCUGGAUACAAGAUAAUAAUCUGUUCAGGCAAUGAGAUCCUUGCAAGGAAAUAUCGAAUCAGAUUGAGGGGGGUAGAUGCUCCGGAGCUUAAGAUGCCGUAUGGGAAGGAAUCAAAGAAUGCUUUGGUGAAGCUCAUUGGUGGGAAAAGCACCAAGAUUUAUGUGUAUGGGCAGGACCAAUUUGAGCGCUAUGUUGGCGACAUCUAUUGCGACACUGUGUUCAUCCAGGAGGAGAUGCUGAGGAAUGGUCACGCUUGGCAUUUCAAGAAUUAUGACAGACGCCCAGAGUUUUCUGCAUGGGAGAGAAAGGCAAGAGCUGCACGCAAAGGGCUUUGGGCGUCAAGGAACCCCGAGAAGCCGUGGCACUGGAGAAGAGACGAGCGCAAUGAAAGACACGGCACCAUUGAGUGGGAAACAUUGUUCGCCAAGGUCAUUGCUUGCUUCGUUGCGGUAGCGGAAAGAUUAUUUAUGGGAGGCAUACUCCUUGCACGAAGAAAUCUGCUGAAAUUGGCAAUCCUCUUGGGCCUUAUGGAAUUGGUGAUCAUAUUUAUGGAGCAAUAAGGCUCUGCAAGUUAGGGAAGCAGCGCACACCCAGCCUGUGAUACCGUAUCUAGUUAUGUAGUAUUUCACAUGAUGCGUGUGCUUGAGUGCCUGUUUUAGCUUGUCUCUGUUAGCUUGUAGACUUCAUUUGGUACUUAGGAUGCAACAGCUUAGCUGCUGUGAUGAUGAUGAACAUUGAGCCGAGGUUUGUCUCUGUUGUGUCGGAACGGCUAGACUUCUCGAAAUAGCGAUGCUUAAUUCACUUGUGAAAUUAUAUGUAACCGCAGCAACUUGCUGUCUUCUGA
Messenger RNA from Lolium rigidum, 1387 nucleotides. RefSeq names its product probable staphylococcal-like nuclease CAN2. The record is from RefSeq and is a predicted model, not a curated record. The transcript has 11 exons. NCBI's taxonomy places the organism in Eukaryota, Viridiplantae, Streptophyta, Magnoliopsida, Poales, Poaceae. Bases 147 to 1103 code for a protein of 318 amino acids. Gene Ontology annotation, cellular component: cytoplasm.